This is a messenger RNA of Rhagoletis zephyria (snowberry fruit fly), 558 nucleotides long. RefSeq names its product ryanodine receptor-like. NCBI's taxonomy places the organism in Eukaryota, Metazoa, Arthropoda, Insecta, Diptera, Tephritidae. Gene Ontology annotation, biological process: release of sequestered calcium ion into cytosol by sarcoplasmic reticulum; striated muscle contraction. Gene Ontology annotation, molecular function: ryanodine-sensitive calcium-release channel activity. The record is from RefSeq and is a predicted model, not a curated record. Gene Ontology annotation, cellular component: smooth endoplasmic reticulum; Z disc; sarcolemma.
CAGGGCAAAGGUACUGGAUCCGGUCACAGAACUUUGCUUUAUGGAAAUGCGAUACUCUUACGGCAUCACAAUAGUGAUAUGUAUUUGGCCUGCCUGUCUACCUCUUCUUCGAACGACAAAUUGUCUUUCGACGUGGGAUUGCAAGAACACAGCCAAGGUGAAGCUUGCUGGUGGACAGUGCAUCCAGCAAGUAAACAAAGAUCUGAAGGUGAGAAAGUGCGAGUAGGCGAUGAUUUGAUUUUAGUCUCGGUGGCCACAGAACGGUAUUUGCACACAACCAAGGAAAACGAACAGUCCAUUGUAAAUGCCAGUUUUCACGUAACGCAUUGGUCAGUACAGCCUUAUGGUACCGGUAUUUCGCGUGUGAAAUAUGUCGGAUAUGUUUUUGGCGGCGAUGUCUUGCGCUUUUUUCACGGCGGGGAUGAAUGUUUAACUAUACCGAGUACAUGGGGCCGUGAAGCAGGACAAAAUUUCGUCACAGUCGUCCGGGAAAGAGAUAAAACAUUCGACAAGGAGCAGCAUAGUUGCCAACUUGGGCUGUGCGAGAAAAACCCCUAA